CGAUACUGYACUUUAACUCCCAGCUACUCCUUACGAACAAAACACGCUCGAAAGUCAAUUAUAUUUGUACUUGAUACUGUAAUAUAAUUGGAGAAGAUUGGUCGGCAACAGACAACACGCCAGCGAACCGCAAGAAUGGAGACCAUUCUCCACAAAAGCGAACCCGACGGGGCAUCGCAAACGCGCAAUAGCGUUGCCGAUACAGUGUCCAAUGGCAUAGGCUUCGUGGCUUUCUCCCCGCCGACACCGAAUGCUCACAACGGUGUACAUCAUUAUCCGACCAAAGAAUCCAUUGAACAGUUGCUUCGAGAUGUURCGACGUCAAUUCGUGGGCAGAAAAGAUACGGUGUCGAUGACGACGACAAUUAUUUUAWAUACGAGAACAACAACAGAAGCAGCAGAAGCAACAGCAACGACUACACUUYGUUCGAAGGCAAGGACGACUGCGAAGAAGGAGGGGAAGCGGAAUGGGCGGACGGUUUGGUCCGGAGGAUUCGAGCCAACGAUCCCAAACUGACCACUCUGGCGCUCAGAAAGACSCCCUGGCAAGCAGGAGUAACAGUAGAUGUUGGUUGGAACCAGGUCAGAAGUAUAACCUGCGAUCCUCUGRAGCGCCGUGCUCUUCCAUGGUCGCCGUCGCUCCGACGACUAGAAAUCACACGGAAUACCAUUCCUAGGCUUACAGAGGCAUUGCAGACAAACCACACAAUCCGAUCCAUAUCCUGUCGCUACGAUUGGAAAUAUCCGAAACCAGCGCACUCAUCUCAUCCUCGUCUUUUGGAGGACGAGCACGAGUUCGACGGAUCCGGCGAAGUUGACAUCGACAUCGACAACAAAAACAAUAGCGAUGGCAGUAACAACAACAACGACAACAACUUCACGAGGCCCGCAACCAUCAACAGCAUCGUGGCAUACAAGCUACAGGAACGACGUUUCUUUGAAGCGUGCGUGUGCCUUCCGCGCCUUGAAUCGAUAUCCCUGACAGGAGGAAACCGCUGGAAGGUAUCACACCUGCUGACCAUUCUUGAGGCUGCAAAGGGCCUCAGGCGAUUGACGGUCCACGACGUCGUCGUUCAUUCGUCUUCCGAAUUGCACGGUUUUAGGCGGGUGCUCCUGGGUCGAACGCGGACCACACACCGUGGAGACAGGUAUGAUGCAGAGGAAGACACACCGCGACUGUCGAUUCCAUUAGAGGCGAUCGAGCUGACCAUCGAGGACCAAACCAGGGAUCGCUGCGAACCCUAUUGGAGGACGGACGCUACAAGCUCCCCCAGUGGCGACGACGACGGCGGCGGCGGCGGCGAUGGCGAGGAAUUAUCCCCUUUUGAUGAGUUGCUUCAGGCACUCGCAGUUUCUGGGAACCUCCGGACGAUUAAGAUCUCAAAAUCGAUUCUGAGCCGGAUCCGCCUGCGGCGAACCGUUCCCGACAUCUCUACCACGACGCUGAGGAUACUUGCGGGGUUCCAGUCGCUGUCCAGGCUAAUACUCUCGGGCCUGUCGGUCCAGAACGGKGCCGUCGCCGCCAUGUGUGAGGCCCUUAUGRAGAACAAUGGGCACCUGGCGCAUCUUGAGUUCUCCGGGUGCGCCUUUCAYCAAACGGUCGGCCAAUCGGGCUGGAACGCCCUGUUUCGACUGGUCCGCCACGAUCCGGACAUUCAUAUCAGGGCAUCGUCCCUGGUCUACAACCACCGGAACCAACCCCGCCGCAGGCCAGGAUCGGAGUCGGAURCUAUACACAGUGGCUACAGCGACGAACCACUUSGAGCGCGAUCGAGGCUCUUUGUUCAGCACGCCCGCGAGGACGUCUCGUUUUCGCUGCGUGAUCGCGAGGGAGUCGACCGCCACUUUCGAAACCGUGGCCUGGACAUCGAAUUCAUGCUGAGGGAGGCAGGCCUUUUCCGGUUGUUGCGGGAGCAGGAAACUAACGGCAAUGCCAACGCUGCUUCGGAUUGGAUCGACGUGAUGACCAAGGUGAAGGACGAUGUCAUCGCACUCUUUUGCAUCCUGAGAGAGAAUCCAUCCCUCUGCAAUCGGUCCCGGGURGCAGCGAAUGUGAUCUUGAAACAAUAGGAGCACCAUCGUCGUUCCCUGAUAAGUUGUCACAUUAGAGGCCAUCGGCGUACCCCCGCACAAAAGAUUAUGCACACAGCUCUGGUUAMUCCWCCUAUGGCCAUAAAACAAUAAGAUUCA
Molecule: messenger RNA, 2190 nt
Organism: Pseudo-nitzschia multistriata
Lineage: Eukaryota; Bacillariophyta; Bacillariophyceae; Bacillariales; Bacillariaceae
Source: the annotation of a GenBank genome assembly